Molecule: messenger RNA, 1600 nt
Organism: Chelonia mydas (Green sea turtle)
Lineage: Eukaryota; Metazoa; Chordata; Testudines; Cheloniidae
Product: steroid 17-alpha-hydroxylase/17,20 lyase
Exons: 8
Coding region: 1-1521 (506 amino acids)
Biological process (GO): hormone biosynthetic process; progesterone metabolic process
Molecular function (GO): steroid 17-alpha-monooxygenase activity; iron ion binding; heme binding
Source: RefSeq, a predicted model, not a curated record
AUGGUCCCACUCCUGGGAGUGCUGCUCCUGUUGCUGGUGCUCCUCUCCUCCUGGAGACUUGCAAAGGGGAAAGCAGAGCCCAGGCCCAAGUACCCCAGGAGCCUGCCUUCCCUGCCCAUCAUUGGGAGCCUGCUGCACCUGACCGGUAACUGCCAGUUCCAUCUCCUCUUACACCGCCUGCAGAAGAAAUACGGCAGCCUCUACUCCCUGCAGAUGGGCUCCCAGUACAUGGUGGUGGUGAACCACUACCUGCAUGCCAAGGAGGUGCUGCUGAAGAAGGGAAAGACCUUCGCCGGCCGGCCCCACACAGUGACCACGGACAUUCUGACCAGGAACGGCAAAGACAUCGCCUUCGCCACCUACAGCCCACACUGGAAAUUCCUGCGCAAGCAGGUCCACGCGUCACUCUCCAUGUUUGGAAAAGGGACGCUGGCCUUGGAGAAAAUCAUCUGUCGGGAAGCUGCCUCCUUGUGCGAGUCUCUCAGCAGUUUUCAGGACGCCCUCCUGGACAUGGCCCCGGAGCUCAACCGAGCUGUUACCAAUGUGGUGUGCUCGCUGUGCUUCAACUCCUGCUACAGGCGAGGGGACCCCGAGUUUGAGGCCAUGCUGCAGUAUAAUGAAGGCAUCGUGAACACGGUGGGCCAAAAGAGCCUGGUGGACAUCUUCCCCUGGCUGCAGGUUUUUCCCAACAAGGACCUGGCGUUGCUGAGGAGUUGCAUCGAGGUCAGAGACCAGCUGCUGCAGAAGAAGUUCAAGGAACACAAGAAAGCGCUGGGCAGUGACUCGGUCAAUGACCUGAUGGAUGCCCUGCUGCGCGUCCAGCUCAACAUGGAGAACAACAACAGCCAGCUGGCCCUGCCGCUGGAGCUGACAGACGACCAUAUCCUCAUGACCGUGGCCGACAUCUUCGGGGCGGGCGUCGAGACCACCAGCACCGUGCUCAAGUGGGCUGUGCUCUACCUGCUUCACUACCCGGAGGUGCAGAGAAAGAUCCGGGAGGAACUGGAUCAGAAGAUCGGCUUCGAGAGACACCCCCAGCUCAGCGACAGGCAGCAGCUACCCUACCUGGAGGCCACUAUCAGCGAGGUCCUGCGCAUCCGGCCUGUCUCCCCUCUGCUGCUCCCACAUGUGGCCCUUACGGACACCAGCAUUGGGGAAUACACCAUCCGAAAGGGAGCCCAGGUCCUCGUCAACCUCUGGUCCCUUCACCACGACGAGAAGGAAUGGGACAAGCCAGAGGAGUUUAACCCAGGUCGCUUCUUGGAUGAGGAGGGCAAUCGGAUCUACUCGCCCUCGCCCAGCUACCUGCCCUUCGGAGCCGGGAGCCGGGUGUGCUUGGGCGAAGCCCUCGCUAAGAUGGAGAUCUUCCUCUUCCUGGCCUGGAUCCUGCAGAGGUUCACCCUGGAGGUCCUCCCGGGCCAGCCGCUGCCUGCGCUGGAGGGCAAGUUCGGUGUGGUGCUCCAAGUGCAGCAGUUCAAGGUGAUGGCCAGGCUGCGGGCAGCCUGGCGGGAUGGCGUGUAGAGCUGCCCGCACCAUGGACCCAGCCAGCCGCUCCAGGGACACAGCAUGGGAGGCAGCUGCACAGGGCAGGUCUCUAUCC